CUCUCUUUCUCUUUCUCUCUCUUUAUAUUCUUUCUUUCAUCACUCUUCUUGUUCUUCACUUUGUCACUUGUUUUUGCCUUCUUUCCUUGUUUUUGUAGUCAUGGAAGUUUGUCAAAACUUCACCGAUCGCUCGUGCGCUUUCAAAGGAAAGCGCACUAAGCGAUCACGACCGUCCUCCCCGCUGAACACAGCCGGGACGACGACUACAACCAUCACUACUACCACCGGUUCAUCGAUUGCUGGUGGUAGUAAUGAUGGAAGUGGAGAUGGAGAUGGAGGUGGAGGUGAUUUUUACAAUUCACCAACCACUUCUACUACUCAAAUUUCAACAACUAGCACAUCUGAGGAAGAUGAAGAUAUGGCCAAUUGUUUAAUUCUAUUAGCACAAAGUGGAUGUGGCCAUAAAGUAGAAGAUGUUAAAAAAGAGAAAAUCAACAGCAGGAAAUUUGCAGAAAUGGCCACUAGUAGUACAACUGGAAAAGCUGGUUUUUUUGUCUAUGAGUGCAAAACUUGCAAUAGAACUUUUAAUUCAUUUCAAGCACUUGGUGGACAUAGAGCAAGUCACAAAAAGCCCAAAACCAUACUGGAAGACAAAAAAUCUGUCACUAUCAAUACUGACAGUACUUCUAUUGCUGCUGGUCAUGAUAAUUUACAUGAUCAAGAUCAAGAGCGUCUCAAUAAAAUUAGUAGUACAACAACUCAUUCAAACAGCAAAACCAAAAUCCACGAAUGUUCAAUUUGUGGAUCGGAGUUUUCAUCAGGACAAGCAUUAGGCGGACACAUGAGAAGACAUAGACAACCACCUACCACGACGAUGAUAACUGCAAGCAAUCUUUCAGAAUCAUCGUCGUGCCAUAUUCAUGAUGAAAAAUCAAGAAGAAAUGUUUUGUCUCUUGAUCUAAAUUUACCAGCACCAGUUGAAGAUGAUCACAAAUUUGAACAAAGUCUAGUCUUCUCUGCAGCCCCUUUGGUUGAUUGUUAUUAUUAGUAAUUUA
Solanum verrucosum is the source of this 995-nucleotide messenger RNA. RefSeq names its product zinc finger protein ZAT5. Lineage: Eukaryota; Viridiplantae; Streptophyta; Magnoliopsida; Solanales; Solanaceae. The transcript has a single exon. The coding region runs from base 101 to 988 and encodes 295 amino acids. The record is from RefSeq and is a predicted model, not a curated record.